CGCCUGCAAGGAGAACUUGAUGGCAAGUCUGAGAAGACGCUGCUCCUCCAGGAAAAGGUCGAGCAACUUCUCGCCGAAGUGGAGGCGGCCAAAGCUGCCUGCAGUCAGGCAGAAGCCAACAUGGAAAGCCUGACGGUGGAGUUGCAGGAGAGCCGGGAAGACAUUUCCAGGCAGGAGAAGCUGAGAUGCCACCAAGAGGAGAAGGAACUCAGCCACAGAGAAGAAAUCCAAGGCCUUCGCUCCCAGUUAGCAGAUAAAAACGAGUCCCUGGGUGGCCUCCAGUUAGAGCUGCAAGAGAAGGAGAACAGGAUCCAAGCGUUGCAGGGACAGUUGGACCGAGCCCAGCAGCUGCAGGCCGAGCUUCAGGCAAAAUCGGCAGAAGAGUCGGCAGAGACCCAAUCCAAAGCCCACCUCCAGAGGAAGCUGCAGGCAGCCCUCAUCUCCAGAAAGGAAGCCCUGAAAGAGGGCAAGGGGCUGAAGGAAGAGUUGUCCAGCACCAAGGCCGCCUUGGAAAGCACCUCUCUCCGUCUUCAAGAAACAGAACUUCGGGCGUCUGAGCUGAACAAGGAGAAGGUGGUCUUGUUGGAGAAACUGGCGACCCUCAAGGAGGAGCGGGACAAACUCAUUUCAGAGGUGGACAACACCUUGGUGGAAAACCAGAACGUGACCAGUUCCUGCGAGAGUCUGAAGUUGGCCCUGGAAGGAGUGACUCGGGAGAAGACGAGGCUGGAGGAGGAAAUGGACUUGGCGAACGAGAGGCAGGCCCAGGAGCUCCGCGAGUGGCAGAGGAAACACGAGGAGCUGCAGAAGGAGUACGAGACGCUCCUGCAGUCGUAUGAGAACGUCAGCGACGAGGCCGAGCGGAUCCAGCGGGUGAUGGAAAGCAUCCGGCAGGAGAAGCAGGACCUCUUCCUCAGACUAAAAGAGGUGGAGGCCGAGAGGAAGGAUGGGGAAGCUCGUCUGCAGGGAGCCGAACAGGAGAUGGAAGGCAUGAGGGAGAAGAUGAGGAAGUUUGCCAAGUCCAAGCAGCAGAAGAUCUUGGAAUUAGAGGAAGAGAACGAGCAGCUGAGGUUGGAAAUCCACCCCGGGGAUGGGACCAAUUCUGCUCUUCGAGAAGAGCUGGAGACCUCCAAGAAGAGUUGCCAGGCUCUUUCCGAAGAGAUGGAAGCGCUGGUCGCCGAAAGGGACCUCUUGAAGCAGGAGGUCCAAGACUUGAGGCGGACGUUGCAAAACAAGGAAGAUCAGAGCAGCAUCCAAGAGGAGAGGUUGGCCAGAAGCAACGUAGUCAAUUCCACCAGGAUGUCUUCUUCAGAGGAGGUGGCUGAGGAAGAAGAUACAAACACGGGUUCUGAGGUUCUCACCGCCGUCACUCCAAGCCUUGAGGACAAGAGGGAAGAUUCUGGCACAGCUGGGCCCUUGUGUGAUGAGAGAAUUGGGGAUAGUCAACAAGUGGCAGAGCUCCAGGAACAAAUGGCGGCACUAGAAAAUGAGAGGAAGGUGGCGGUAGAGGAAAUGAAUAAGGCCCAUAGAGAUUUGGAGGUCCUGAAGGAAGAGAAGAACCACCUGGAGGGCUUACUGGCUCUGCAAGGCCAGGAACUGGAAGCUCUUCAAGAAAAGCUCAUCAGGAUGGAGGAAGGUUGGGGGCAAACCAAGGAACAGCUAGCCGAGGUGUUGACGCUGAAAGAAGCUUUGGAAACGGAGAAGGAUGACCUUGAAGAGAGGCUGAUGAACCAGCUGGCCGAGUUGAAUGGGAGCAUCGGGAACUACCAGCAGGACAUGGCCAACCUGGAGAGCCAGAACCAGCAGCUCCUCGGGGAGAUGGAAAAUCUUCAGGGGGCCCUGAGCCGCCUGGAAGACGAGAAGCGGCAUCUGUUGAGGGAGAAGCUUGAGGGGGAAGCCGAGAAGAAAGAGAACGUGGAGAAAGUCAAGAGUGCCCGGAAGGAAGGAAAUGGCCGGACUCAGACCCGAGAACUUCAGGAGUUGUUGAAAGAGAAACAGCAAGAAGUGAGGCAGCUGCAGAAGGAUUGCAUCAAAAGCCAGGAGAAGAUCAGCGGCUUGGAGAGAACCAUCAAGGCCCUGGAGUUUGUCCAGAGCGAGUCCAAGAAGGAGCUGGAGACCGCCAAGAAGAGCAUGGUGGAGGCAGAGGAGAAGACCAAGAAGGUCCAGGCUGAGUUGGCUUCCUGCAGGGUCUUGCUGGACGAUACUCAGAGCGAAGCUGCCCGAGUCGUGGCGGAGAGCCUGAAGGUGAAAGAGGAGCUUCAGGCCACCCGGGCUCAGGUCAGAGGUCAGCUGAGUCAGAAGGAGAAGGAGCUGGAGAGACACGUGGAACGAGAGAAGGCCAAGCACCUGAAGGAGAUGAGAAACAUGGACGAGAGGUUGGAGGCCCUGCGGAAAAAGCAGGAGUUCGCGGAGGAGUCGGCGCGGGACCUCCAGGUGUCCCUGCGCCAGAAGGACCAAGAAGCCAAACAGCUUCAGGGUGACCUCAACCACACCUUGGCCCAGCUGGCGGCCUUCACCAGGAGCAUGUCCUCCCUGCAGGACGACAGGGACCGGGUGAUCGACGAGUCCAGGCAGUGGGAGAAGAAGUUCAGCGAGGCCAUCGAGAAGAAGGAGCAGGAACUCUCUGCUCGGGAAGAGGCCUGCGCCGCCUUGCAAGACCAGGCCAAGAAGAUGGCUCUCCAGGUGGAAGACCUCCAAGGCCUCGUGGCCAGCUUGGAACGCAGCCAAUCCGCGCAAGAGUCCCGUGCCCAGAUGGAGCUCCAGCACCACCAAGAAGAAGUUGGGUUGCUCCAGGAGGAGAAGCAGAGACUUGGACUCCGGCUGGAAGAGGUCCAGCGGCUGCUGAGCAACUCCCAGAGCCAGGUCCUUCAGCAAGGGGCAGAACUCGGGUCUCUGAGAAAGCAGCUGGCUGAUCUUCGGGCCUCCUUCGAAGACUGCGACCGGGCACGCCUUGAGAUGUCCGAGACGGCGAAGAGGCACGAGGCCAGUCUUCAGGACUGCAGGCUGAGUCUGGAGCAGCUGGAGGCUGAUCUGGGGGCUUCCAAGGAGCUGACGGAUAGACUGCACAACGAGAUGAGCGACAAGGAGCAGAAGAUUGUCGCCCUUGUGGCUGCCAAGGAAGAGGCUGUAGCCGAAGCCCUGUUAGAAGCCCAAGAGCAGCACCAGGAAGACCGGAAGGACUUGGAAAACCAGGUGGCCAAGGUUGAAGCCCAGAAGGUGGCCCUGGAGGCUGAUAAGGCAAAAGCUCAGGAGAAAGUGAAGGGUCUCGUGGAGAAGCUGAGAAAGGUCCACGAAGAGAGCAAGCAGCACAAAGCUCAGCUAGAUGCCUUCACCAAAUCCAUGUCUUCCCUUCAGGAUGACCGGGACAGGGUCCUAGAGGACUAUCGGCAGCUGGAACAACGUCACCUGGCUGCCAUUUUAGAGAAGGAUCAGCUCAUCCAGGAAGCGGCCGCCGAGAACAAUUCCUUGAAGGAGCAACUUCGGAGCCUCCACGGCCAGAUGGACGACUUGCACGCGGAGAAUGCCAAGUUGGACGCCGAAUUGAGACGCUAUCGCGAAGACCUGAAUCAAGUCAUCUCCAUCAAGGACACUCAGCAGAAGCAGCUGCUGAAGACCCAGCUCGACCGGAUCCAGGCCCUGGAGAAGGAGAAGGCGGGCGUGGAAGGCCAGCUGCGGGAGUCUGAGCUUCGUUCGGUGAACCUACAGCGAGCCGUGGAGGCCCUGCAGCUGGAGAAGCAGCAUCUGGGCCAGGAAGGGAAGGCUCUGGAGGGUUCCCUCUCCCAGUUGCAGGACGAGAUGCUGGUCCUGCGGGAAGGGGGCUCCCUGUGGGAGCUCCAGCUGCAGUUGCAAGAGAAGGUGGACGAAAUCCAGAGGUUGGGUGGGCAGCUGUCGCUGGCAAACCAGCAGGUGGCGGGCCUUGAAGAGGAGCUGGCUGGUCUCCGCCAGAAGCUGCAGGACGCGGAAGCCAAGAUGAAGAAGGAGCUCAAGAGCUUCCAUCACGACACUGGACUUCUGCGGAAUGAGACCGAGACUGCUGAAGAACGGGUGGCGGAGCUGGCCAAGGACCUCCUGCGGAUGGAGCAGAGCCUCCUGGGGGUCACGGAAGAGAACCAGGAUUUGAAGGCCCAAAUCCAGUCAUUCAAGAAGGCCAUGAGUUCCCUCCAAGACAGCUGGGACCAGUUGCACGAAGAACGGCGUGCCCUGGAGAAGAAAUGCGCGGCCGACCUGGAAGAGCAGAGGCAGCUGGUCCAAAGCCUCCAGCGGGAGAAGCUCCACGCUCAGGAGGCGUGCGCCACCCUGGAGAAGGAGAGGGACAGCCUGACCGCCCAGCUCGCCGCCCUCCGAGGCUCGGCGGAAGAGAAGGGCUCCUCGGAGACGCUGGAGAAACUCAACCAGCAGCUUCGGUCCAAAGAUUCUCAGCUCGCUCGCUUCUCGUCGGAGCUGGAGGGGGCCUCUGGCCAAGUGAAGGCCUUCUCCCAGGCCAUGGCCAGCCUGCAGGCUGACCGAGACCGUCUGUUGGGCGAGCUGGACAGAAGCCGCAAGGUGGAGGAGGUGAAGCUGCAGUCGGCCGCCAGUGUGUCUCCGAGUCUUGCCGAAACGUCCAACCUCAAGAAGGCACUCUCGUCCCUCCAGAACGACCGAGACCGGCUGCUGGUGGAGCUGAAGAACCUGCAGCAGCGGGUGGAGGUGGACACGGCCGAGAUCUCCCGCUUGAAGGCCCAGCUCCAGCAGAAGCAGCAAGAGGUGGAGCAGCAGGAGGGGGUCUUCCAGGCGAAGGUGGAGCAGCAGAGGGCCUCCGUGGAGCGGGAGCUCCGGCAACUCAGGGAAGAAAAGGCAGGUUGGGAGGAGGGCAGGUGGCAGAGCCCCCCCGGCAGCAGCGCCCAGGGGUCUUCGGGGACGGCCGGCUCUGGCAGAGACACAUCUGGCCAGAUGGUAUCCAUGGAGGACCUCCAGGUCCAGCUUGGGAACAGCUUGAAGCACCUGCAUCAGAAGGAGCUACGCAUCCAGCAGCUGAACAACAAGCUCUCUCAGGUCUUCGAAGAGAAGAACGCGCUCACCCUCCAACUCCGGGGAAGCAGCCGCAGCCUCCGCGAGAGUCACCAGCAGCACAGCGAGGCCCUAUCCCGUUGCGCGGCUCUCGAAAAGCAGCUGCAGGAGUGGCAGGGUCCGGCGAAGGCCACGGUAAGGCCAGGGGAGAGGGUCUGGGGUCUCCUAUCUCCGGGCCCAACCACGUUCCACCCGGGUCAGGAGGGGCAGAGCGGGGAGGCAGCCUCCAGGAUCCAGGUCUCUGCUCCUGCCACCCCUGUGGCUCCCAAGAGAGAGAGAGAGGAGAGAGAGAGAGAGAGAGG
Molecule: messenger RNA, 5348 nt
Organism: Notechis scutatus (mainland tiger snake)
Lineage: Eukaryota; Metazoa; Chordata; Lepidosauria; Squamata; Elapidae
Source: RefSeq, a predicted model, not a curated record